AUGUUGAGACGUGGAGUGCAGCUCCCAGCGCUUUUGGUCACACGCGGUGGGUGGGUGGCGCUUUCAGGCGCCGUGACGCGCAGGUUUCUUUUUUGGGUCUACAAAGAGAGAGUCAAACGAGUUGCAGUGCACUUUGGCUCAGGCAUUCCGUUCAACUACAACCAGUCCUUAAAGCUGACCAAACCAAUGCUUGGGGCGCCCAGUGCUCCGCGCUCGGGAGGGCUUUCCUUCCCUCCUCGCAGCGGAACCCUCCUCCGCGUCAGCGGUGCCCUGGAAAACCGCUCCACCAAGACCGAAGAAAACCGCCGUGGAGAGGAGGUGAGCGGUGGGGGAAUCACCCGCGGAGAGCGGGUGGUGGAAAAAGGGGACACCGGAAGAAGCUGUGGUGUCCAGGAUGGGAGGGCGGGCGGCGCCCUGCUGAUGACCGGGCCGAAGUCCAUGUGGCUGAAGUAUUCCUUGAACAAGAUGCAUAAGCUCAACAACGACGAUCAAACCGAAGACUCUCGUGUGAACUCCCGAAAGACCUCUGGAGAUGUUUGCCCAGACCGUGAGUCGAUGAGCUACCGCAUCGCGCGGCAGGCGGUGAUGCAUGCCCUCAAACAUAAGUACCGCGCCCGGCGAGUCUUCAAGCGCUCGCGACGCCAGCUCUGGAUCCAACGCGCAGCUGAGCGAAAGAAUGUGAUCCGCCAACACGAGACCAACUGGGUAGAGCUUCAGAUACAGUGGUUUCAGAGGACUCGGACCAUGACACACCUUGUGAUCUCCCUGCGAUCUCCCAUCUUCUUGAGGUACAACCAGUUCAUUUGCAAGCUGAAGGAGUGCGAGUUGCUCAAUCCAUGGGGCCAGGAGGCCAACAUCAACAUCAAUCGCAAGAUCCUCUCACAGCUGGGCGUCUACGAUCGGGCAGUGUUUACCAACGUGCUGCAGGUCCGAUUGUUUUGUGCGCAGGGACGUGAGAGAACCGACGGAGAACGGACGGUUUGGAUGGAGAUGUGGAUGAUCACCUCAUUCGGGCUGGGGGUGUGCUGUGAAAUACCUCCCCGCACAGGCUUGAGCCCGGAGGGUUCGGGAGCCACGUCUGAGGAGGUCCAGUUCGGGACGAUGCUGAAGACGCAGGCCGCGCCGGUGAGCCGGCUGCGAGGACACAUCGAUCGCGUUCACGGCAUCGCAUGUUCCAGGGGUCGACCUGCGCGACAUGGGAAGACGUCGGACGAAGAGCUCCAGCGCUUGCGCGCCAAUGCGGGAGCCGCCUGGAUGGUCAACCUGACCCUGGUGGUGUGGAUCGUGUGGCUCUAUCAACGAAGGAGCAGUACGUUCCGCAACUCGGACAAGCAGGCCAUCUUUUCGCUUCUGCAGCAACAGAUGGAGGAGGAGACGGGCACCUUGGCGACGGACAGCCGCUUGAAGGAGGAUCUGAGGCAAGAAGCCCUGCGGAUUGUGGACAUCACUUCACGGUUGCAGGAUCAGCUGUUCGUGGCGGAGCCCAGUCAGCAGGGCCCCUUGCAGCAAUUGCAGCAGAGUCUACAAGACCUCAUGCAACAGGUGAUGCGUGAAGAAUCCUUCAUCGACGAUCGUGAUGCUCAGCUUCAAAGGAGCUUCGAGGUCUCCACGCGCGACUUGCGAGAAGCGCGCGAGGAGGUGGUGCCCGACAUCUUCCUGGUCGACGAUGACCUCUUUGGGCCCCUCACGAGCACGGCCAGUGGCUUGCUCGCUGGCUUGGACAUCGCUAUCGCUGGACAGGCCAUCCUACUGGCCGUGCUGCUCACGGCGCAGAAGGGCUUCACUGCGGAGGACACGUCCGACGCUGCGUCCCAGUCCUCCUCGAGCGCAGCCUCACAGGCAGCGAGCGACGAGCAAGCAGGUGGAGGUGCUUCGACAGGUGUUGAGACCACAGCUGCAGCUGAGGUGAGCUCGGGCAAGGUGGUGCUGCGCUUCUACGGGCGCUGGGACAAUGAGGAUCAGUGGGUUCUCUUGCAGUCUCUACCGCUUCAUGGCUUUGCGGGGUCGGUGGUGGAUGGUCUACGGCGUUCCAAGAGCUUUCUGGGACCUCUGGCCAGCAAGCUCUUGACCGCUCUCGUCGCCCGCUCCGCGCGGGGCUUGGUCCAGCGGCGCGGCUGGAAACCUAUCGUGGAGAAGACCAUGGCGGAGGUGGGCCGUGAGUUCUACCUGGGUUACCUGGUGGAGCCAUCUGCUGCAGAAGCUCAUCAGCGUGUCCCCUUGCGGGACGCCAAGGUGGAGGAGGUGCUACUGGAGCGGCGAAGCGGAUCCGACAAGCAAGCCGACCCUGCAGGUCAACGGGACCCAGAAUUUCCACGGAGUUCGCUGGCCACAAGGGCCUCCCAAAAAAGCGUGGAAGAACAGGGCCAAGAUGUACAGAUGAAUGUCCCUCGAGCUCGAAUCAACAUGGAAGACUACUUUCGUCACUUCUUCACUUCAGAGGUGCGAACAGGUGCUUUCUCCACUUCCAUGGUGACUGCAGUUGAAAAGGAUACCCUCAGGUACUUGGAGGCCACGAUCCCGGAGCUUUACACUGAUCCACGCAUCCGCUUCAACCGACAGGUGAAGGAUUGGGGUGUGGAGUCCGGGAUGCCCAGACCCCGAGCUGGCAAGCUGGCGAGCGAAGUCGCGGGACCGGUUCCGGUGCCACCGUCCGAAAGGUACACCAUCGACGUGGGUGAUGAAGAGGUGAGUUCGAAACCGGUCGACGAGGGUGACAUGCGGGCGUUGGAUCUUCAAGAACUUGAGACAUCGACUUCAUUGAGAAACCGGCAUUGGAAGGAGUGGCGCGACAUUCUGCCCAAGAUGCCCGAGUUAGCCAAUUUCCAGGAAGUUCCAGUGCAAGAGAGGUACAGGAUUCCGGAUGAGAACACCAACAAGGAGUAUGCGAAGUUCAUGAAGAAGGUUCGAGACUUCCAAGCGGACGAAGAGGCUAAGAAGGCGCAGUGCGGGCAGCUCCGGGCAGUCCGAGUGGAGAAGGGUGAGAAGGUGCGAGGUAAGAAGGAGGCCGUCCCACCCGACGCUGGCGUGACCCGCGAGAUGUGGUUCAGCGAAGAGUGCGGAGCCUCUGCGAGCCUCUUCCGGCGGCGGGUCGCCUGCCUGGCCCUCCGGUCGCCCUCGAAGGGCGCGGAGCUGUCCGGGGGCUUCUUCGACUACGAUGAACUGGAUAAGGCUUAUGAUGCACUUACGGCGAACGACAAAGGUGUGGACGAUGAUGGCUUGGAUUCCCUGUCCGAGAUUUGGCCAGGUGACUUGCCACUGGAGGAUGACCUGCCAGACUUGGUUCCAGGACCCAUGGAGGAGCAUGGGCUCCUGGACCAGCCAGUUUGUUGGGAGGUCUGCGUCUUGCGGUUGUUGAUCCGGAAGGCACCCGAUCUGCAGGCGCCAGUGCAAGGCAUUUGCCAUGAACAGGAGCUCCUCUUUGAGGAGCCCCACGGAGCACCUGACGAUUGGUUGUGCCUGCAUGGGCACACGGGCUAUGUGCUCAAGGAUGGGCGGCGCAAGGAUGCGAAGCUGGGCAUGUUGGUGAAGCCCUUCAAGCUUGAAGGGGUCCCAGAAGCUCACUCGACUUCGGUGCUCCUCAUCCUCAAGGAGGGUUGGCAGAAAGCGCGCUCUCGCCCAGGCGGUCUGCCGUUGCUGCGUCCCAAUGCCGUGAAGCGCCUCCGCAAGGCGCACGAAGAGGCGGUCUCUUUGGCCUCCCAAGACAUGGAAUUCCGACUGGACAUUUUCGAGUCGGAGUACCAGAAAGGGGUGGACGCCGUGAACUCCGAGCAAGGCUUUCUGGCGCAGGCGAGAAUGCUUUUGCAGAAGUCGGAAAUGGCAGCCAUGCAGGGCUCGAAGCGAUACCAAGCGCGGCUCGGGGUGAAGAAGGACUCCGUGCAGAGGUGGAUCGAAGGGAUUAAGGAGAGGAUCCUUCCGAACCAGGCGGAUGCGACGGAAGUGGUGUCGAAAGCCUUGGAGCUGCUGAAGAAAGAGGAAAACAUGGUGAAGCUCCAGGUUCAAGUGGGCUGCACUGUGCACGUGGUGGGCGAUUUACACGGCCAAUUCUGGGACUUGUUGCAUCUGCUGGAGAUGUGCGGGGACCCCUCCCCUCGGAACCAAUACCUCUUCAACGGUGACUUCGUCGAUCGUGGACAAUUCUCCGUGGAGGUGGCGUUUCUUUUGUUGGCCUUGAAGGUCUUGUAUCCACGAUCCGUGCACCUCAACCGCGGCAACCACGAGGCGCUUCGGAUGAAUGCGCUCUACGGCUUUCAGCACGAGACUGAGAACAAGUACGGCAACGAGCUUUUCCGCCUCUUCUCAGAAGCGUUUAAGCAUUUGCCGCUGUGCACCUUGGUGAACAGCGCAGUCUUCGUGGUUCACGGUGGCCUUAGCUCGAAGGAGGGUGUGAAGUUGAGUGACCUGGCACGGGUGAACCGUCUACGGGAGCCCGAUGAGACAGCUGAGCAGCUGAUGCUGGACCUCCUGUGGUCCGAUCCAAUGGACUCUCCGGGCUUCUGCACCUCGCCCCGGGGCGGCGGCAUCCUCUUCGGCCCCGACGUCACCAAGCGCUUCUGUGAGGAGAACGGCCUUUGCUGUAUCAUCCGCUCGCACGAAAUGAAGUCCGAGGGCUACGAGUGGCAGCACAUGAACCGUUGCCUCACGAUCUUCUCAGCGCCGAACUACUGCGACGUGUGCGGGAAUUUGGGUGCAGUGUGCAGUAUCACUCCCUCUCAGGCGCGGACGGUGCGCCUGCAGGACCUGAAUGUACGGACCUUCGAAUGCUCACCACAUCCAGAUGAGCCACACCCUGUGAAUAUGAUGUUCAGACCCUUCUGA
Durusdinium trenchii is the source of this 4815-nucleotide messenger RNA. Lineage: Eukaryota; Dinophyceae; Suessiales; Symbiodiniaceae. The record is from the annotation of a GenBank genome assembly.